CCAUGUCACACCCUCAAAAAAUGGCCGCUGACAACCACACAAGUCACCGUGUUGCCAUGGAAUAGCAUGGAAUUAAACCUUCUUCAGUGUAUGUGUUUUGUGAAAAAACCAAAACAGGAGCUUCAGGAUUUUUAUAAAAAAACAUUGCUCUAUUUGUUAUAUAAUCCAAAUACAAAGGAACAUGGGAGGCCACGGUGGUCACGGUCAUGGUCACGAAGAGCCCUUCCAGGUCCCAGACUAUAGGAUUUACAAGGUAGAAGACGUUCCAGAGCUCAUGGCUACAAAAAGAGCCCUACAAUCGCUUGGUUUGAAGGACCCAUGGUUGAGGAAUGAAGUAUGGAGAUACAAUCCUAAAGAGUUUGGCACAGAAAGUGGCAGGUUGCGUCUGGCAUUCUUCAGAGGUUUCAAGUAUGGUUUUGCAGCUUUUGUGGUGACAGUCGUUGGCACAGCAAUCUAUGAUAAAGUGUUCCCUGAUGAACAUGGCCAUGGACAUGGUGGCCAUCACUAAUGUGUUGUAAAUAUGUAGAGUAGAUAUAAUAAAUUGUUCAUUUUUCCAGUACUAUGAUCAUUAUUCAAUCCAGCUCCAGUAUUAUACAAAACAAUCUACUGAUCUGUAAUAAUAAAAAACUUGUGAAGCUAUCUCUCCAGACUAUAUUCUUCGAUGUACCCAAUAGCAAUGGCUACUGCAGAUAACGAUCUUUACUGACCCAUAUCAAUAGAUCUACAUGUACUUAAUUUCAAUUUAAUAUCUUGAUGAGGUUGGAACGUCAAAACUCUUUUUUUCAUAUAUGAAAUUAUAAUCUCAACAUCCUGUGUCUGCGCAAUGAGGCC
Molecule: messenger RNA, 831 nt
Organism: Acanthoscelides obtectus
Lineage: Eukaryota; Metazoa; Arthropoda; Insecta; Coleoptera; Chrysomelidae
Source: the annotation of a GenBank genome assembly